Molecule: messenger RNA, 8578 nt
Organism: Pangasianodon hypophthalmus (striped catfish)
Lineage: Eukaryota; Metazoa; Chordata; Actinopteri; Siluriformes; Pangasiidae
Product: olfactory receptor 2AT4-like
Exons: 1
Coding region: 7285-8235 (316 amino acids)
Biological process (GO): G protein-coupled receptor signaling pathway
Cellular component (GO): membrane
Molecular function (GO): G protein-coupled receptor activity; olfactory receptor activity
Source: RefSeq, a predicted model, not a curated record
UUCACCGCGAAGAAAGCUCGCAGCCUUCACGUUCACGGACGUUUUGAGUGGCCGGCUCUGUGGAGAAAGUUUUCGUGAGUUAUUUCAGUGUGAAUGUAUCACGCAUCAGUUGACAGCUUGCUGCACGAGAGUUCAAAGGAGUCCGCUGCGGAAGAAACCCAGCACGAGGAUAGUCCCUGUGAGAAAGUCUCUUUUACGGUUCGUAACGACUUUCGUUGUUUUGUUAUUAGAUUAAGGGUGAAAAAUCAUCUGGAAGAAUAUUCCCGUGUUUAUUUUUGUCAAGUUCAGUGAUGCAGUUAUAAGUCAUAUUAUUAGUUUGAAAUUAGGAAGACGAUACCCGUGUUUAUUUUAUUGUAAAGUAUCACGAUGGUGUGUGUAGUUUGGAGUUGUGUUACCUGCGUGAUAACUGUCUUUUACGAGACUGAGAGAUAGUCGAGUCAAGUUUGGGAGGUGGAAGAGGAUUUUCGCGGAUUCAACUGACCUGUUCCAGGCGGGAGGCGUCACGGAGGCCGUGCUUUUCAGCUCAUCGUGCAUUGAGGGUCAGCGAUUAUUAUUCCGCAAGUGAAAUCUAGUUUCUCCUGGAUUCGUGAGUACAGUUUUUCCCAUCGAAAGAGCUCCAACUAGCGCGCCAACGGUGUACUUCAAAUCCCAGCUAGGUAUUGAGGUGAAAUCUGAGUAAAACCAGAGUAUUUCAUUGACAUUGGGUUUAUUUAUUUAUUUUUCUUUUUUUUUUUCUUUUCUUUUUGAUUAUGAUGUUUGUUGUGAUUAAUACUGUUGAGACUGUGUGAAUUGAAUUAUUUGUUCACUCACGUGACAAACAAAAGAGAAACACGGAGAAAAGGAAAAAAACAAAAGAGCUCCUGAGAAUAAUAAAUCCACAUUUAGUUAUCAUCUUUAACUUUGUGUGUUUUCCUGUGGAAAUUCUAAAAGAUUUGUAUUCUCAAGUUAAAAGUAACACAGUUUUGUUCUUAAAUUUCCAAAUAAGAAACAUAAAUCUGACACAACCAAGUGAAAAUCUGAGACCUGGGAUUAUAUACAGUGAAUAAGGUAAUGAAAGGGAAAUGUGCCUUUACUGGGGUAGUGUUGGAAAUAAUAUCCCCUAGACAGAUUUUUAUUGCGAGAGCCGCAAGAUAUUUACCUGGCAGGAGGGCUACAUAAGAAAAACAGAUAGGGGAGUAAGUAGAGUAGUAAGGGCUAAGUCUGGCUGCCAGGGAGGUUGAUCCCAGCAGUUCAAUCAGAGGAGUCGAAGAGUUAUACGGUAUCUGCCAUGUGACUGCCAAUCAAUAUCUAAUUCAGAAGAGAAAGAUACAGAAGGCUGACAGCCAGAAUAUCCCCAAUGUGGGUUACUUUAAGACACAGGCAAGUCUCGGUACAGAGCAGGAGAUGGAUGGAAUUUAGUUAAUCACAGCCCAGUGGUUUUCUACUAUGCUUUAAAUCUGCUAUCUGGUUGUUAGUACACCAGUGGUUGCCAGGAGAGUCAGAAAGGCUUGCCGUCACUUCCUGUUUUCGAAUUGUUUUGCCGAGAGUUUCUUGCCUGCGUCGGCAUCUUAACUAUACUGUUUCUUUCUUUUUUUAAAUCAAUAAUUUUGCGCUAUCGUUUUCAUCUGUUGUAUUUUCAUCACGUUCUCUUCUACUAUAUUUUCAUUUUUCUUUCUCUCGAAGUGUGCUUUUGUAUUUUGUCAAGACAGUGAGUGGAGGCCAUCCACACCGGAUCCACGCUGACUAAAAUAAUAUCAAGAAAUCUUCGACUAAGGUGCGUUAAACAACAUGUCUAACAUUCAGCUUGUUCACUGUGUUGAGUGCAGGAUGUUUAGUCACUCUUCCUCCGUCGUUAGUAAUAGCUUUAUUUGUGAUAAAUGCAUGUUAGUUAGCUCUCUGACGGAGAAGAUUGCAACAUUAGAGGUGCGCAUCCAGACUCUAGAGAGGGUUAGUGAGAGUGAGAGCAGCGUAGUUUCUUUAGGGGAAAGUCUGGAUGCCUUAGGCGGAGUUAGUAACCCCCAACUCCGGCAUUAGAGCCCUCACAGCGGGGCGAAUGGGUGACGACUUGGCAGCAUAAUCGCAAAGCCAAAGCUAACGCUAAGGCUUGCCCACGGGAGCAGCACUCCUCUCCGCUUCAAGUGUCCAACAGGUUUGCUCUCCUCAGUGAAGCACCCGCUGAGAAACCUGAAAGAGCUCUGGUUAUAGGUGACUCUAUCUUGCGGCACGUGAAAUUAGCUAGGCCUUUAGGGGCACCAGCAGCUUUAGUUAGGUGUAUACCGGGAGCCAGGGCACCGGACGUAGCAGGUAAUCUUAGGGUCUUAGGCAAGCAUAGGUUCUCAAAGAUAGCUAUUCCUGUAGGAGCUAAUGAUAUACACCUUCGUCAGUCUGAGGUUACUAAGAGUGACAUGGUAGAGGUGUGUAAAUUAGCGAAGGCAUUGUCCAAUGCAGUACUAUGCUCUGGCCCCAUCCCAAUGCGGAGUGGUGAUGUAGCUUACAGCAGGUUAUGGUCGCUGAACUACUGGAUGUCCAGGUGGUGCUCAGAAAACAAUGUGGGCUUUAUAGAUAAUUGGACUAACUUUGAGGGCAAGACUGGCCUGUUAGGGUGGGACGGUGUCCAUCCCACUAGGGAGGGUGCUGCUCUCAUUUCUUGCAGCAUAGCACAUAGGCUAAGAACAGGCCUAGUUAAUCGGUGACAAUCCAGGGCCAAGGCCAGGGAGCAGACAAGCAGGCUAAACCGACUGUCUGCUAGCUGCACUGAGUCGUCACAUAGUUCCACUGUAUUGAGACUGUGUCUGUUCCCCGAGCUAAACAAAAUUAUAGACAUACUCAGACAGUUUGUUUUAGUAACCUAAUUAACAUAAAAUUAAACCAAACCGAAUGCAUAGCCAGCACCAUUGAUCUGAAGCUAGGACUGAAUAUUAGAUCUGAAGGUUGAAUAUUAGAUCUCUUUCGUCUAAAGCGCUUAUUGUUAAUGAAACUAUUACUGAACAGGAGUUUGAUGUACUGUGUUUAACAGAAACAUGGAUUAAACCAAACGAGUUUGUAGCAUUAAAUGAAGCUAGUCCUCCCGGGUACAGUUACAUACAUCAGCCCUGUCUAACUGGCAAAGGAGGAGGCGUAGCAGUCAUUUAUAAUGAUAAUCUAGGCGUCACACAAAAACCUAGUCAUAAAUUCAACGCAUUUGAAGUUCUUUAUUCUAACAUAACAUAUGUAGCCACUAAAAAUAAGUCUACCCAGGUGAUUCCAGUAAUUAUUAUUUACAGACCCCCAGGGCCAUAUUUGGAAUUCCUAUGCGAAUUUGCAGAUUUCUUCUCUAACCUGGUUGUUUCUUUAGACAAGGCAUUAAUUGUUGGACACUUUAAUAUUCAUUUUGAUAAUCCAGAUGACCCUCUGAGAACAGCAGUUGUGUCCAUUCUAGAUUCUGUAGGGGUUAAUCAGAAUAUAAUAGGACCCACCCAUAGUGGUGGUCACACUCUUGAUUUAAUACUAACAUUCGGAUUAAAUAUAGAAAAUAUAGUCUCAUGUCCACAAUCUGAAGCUAUCUCGGAUCAUUACCUCAUCUCAUUUAAAAUGUGUAUUAAUCAUAAUAUAUGCACCUUGCCACGUGACCGUGUCAAACGUACGUUCACGUCAACAACGUUAAACGUAAAACGUUUUAUCAGUAAUCUCCCAGAUUUAUCAACCAUGAUUGGAUCACCGUCUGAUCCCAAAGAACUUGACCAGGCAACUGAAUGUUUAGAAUCAACGUUCUGCAACUCGCUAGAUAAGGUAGCUCCACUUAAAAAAUAAUUAGGGAGAAAAAGCUAGCACCCUGGUAUAGCGAUCACACACGAACUUUAAAACAGACCACUCGAAAACUAGAAUGUAAAUGGCAUCAACCUAAAUCGGUAGUAUUUCAAAUGGCAUGGAAGGAGAGCCUUUUGAGCUAUAAGAAAGCUCUUAGUGCUGCUAGAUCAAUGUAUCUCUCCACCCUAAUUGAAGAGAACAGAAGUAAUCCUAGAUUCUUAUUUAAUACUGUAGCAAAAUUAACUAGGAAUAAGACCACAAUAGAAACACUCACACAAUCAUUAUAUAGCAGCGAUGACUUCAUGAAUUUUUUCAAUGGUAAAAUUGAAAAUAUUAGGCAAGAAAUUCAGACUAUUAAUUUAAAACCGGACAGUUUUAUAACUAACCCUGUAGAUGAUGAUAUAAUAAUAUUAGAUAAACAACUACAACGUUUUACCUACUUGUUUCCUCAAACAGAUAAUUCCUGAAACAAUCAAACCUCUUUUAAAGAUAAUCAAUUCUUCCCUUAGCAUUGGCUAUGUACCUAAAUCUUUUAAAUUAGCAGUUAUCAAGCCCUUGAUUAAAAAAACCUGACCUUGACCCCUGUCAGCUGUCUAACUAUAGACCAAUAUCAAACCUCCCCUUUAUCUCCAAGGUCCUAGAAAAGGUUGUAGCACAGCAGCUAUGCUCAUACUUACAUAGGAAUAACAUUCAUGAAAUGUAUCAGUCAGGAUUUAGGCCUCAUCAUAGCACAGAGACAGCACUGGUAAAAGUUGUAAAUGACUUACUACUGGCCUCUGAUCAGGGUUGUGUCUCCUUGCUGGUGCUGCCUGACCUUAGUGCAGCUUUUGAUACCAUUGAUCAUGCUAUUCUCCUCGAUAGACUAGAAAAUGUAGUAGGCAUUAAGGGAACAGCCCUUUCCUGGCUCAGGUCUUAUUUGACUGAUCGUUAUCAGUUUGUAAACGUAAAUGGUGACUUCUCUUCUCAUACUAAGGUAAAGUUUGGUGUCCCGCAAGGCUGUUUUAGGCCCACUGCUCUUUUCUCUACAUAUGCUACCUCUGGGCAAAAUUAUCCGUAAGCGUGGUAUUAGCUUCCACUGUUAUGCUGAUGACACACAGUUGUAUGUUUCAGCAAAGCUAGAUGACAGACACCAGCUUAAUAAAGUUGAGGAAUGUGUAAAAGACAUUAGAAACUGGAUGCUUAUUAACUUUGUUACUUAAUUCUGGCAAGACAGAAGUACUUGUACUAGGACCACAUGCAGUUAGAAGUAAGCUUUCUGAUUAAAUAAUAACUCUGGAUGACCUUUCUGUUUCAUCAUCUGCAGCAGGAAAAGACCUUGGUGUGAUUAUCGACUCUAGUCUUUCUUUUGAAGCUCAUGUAGAUAAUAUAACUAGGAUUGCUUUCUUUCAUCUCAGAAAUAUUGCUAAAAUAAGAAAUAUAUUGUCACUACACGAUGCAGAAAAAUUAGUUCAUGCUUUUGUUACCUCUAGGUUGGAUUAUUGUAAUGCCUUACUGUCUGGAUGUUCCAGUAGAUGCAUAAACAAGCUCCAGUUAGUCCAGAAUGCAGCAGCGAGAGUCCUUACUAGAACCAGAAGAUAGGACCACAUCACCCUAAUCUUAUCCACACUGCAAUGGCUCCCAAUCAAAUUUCGUAUUGAUUAUAAAAUACUACUAUUGACCUAUAAAACACUAAAUGGUCUCGCGCCACAGUACCUGAGCGAACUUUUGGUCUUUUAUGAUCCGCCACGCCUACUCAGAUCAAAAGGUGCAGGCUAUUUGUUGGUACCUCGAAUAAUGAAGGCUACAGCUGGGGGUAGAGCUUUCUCUUACAAAGCCCCACAGUUAUGGAACAGCCUUCCACUUAGUGUUCGGGGCUCAGACACAGUCUUAGGGUUUAAGUCUAGGCUGAAAACAUAUUUGUUUAGUCAAGCCUUUUGUGAAUAGUUUUUUCUUAGGUACAGGGGCAGGUCUGGAGGGUUCACAGGCAUAGAGUGUUGUGGUGAACUGGGAUGUUUGGACGCUGUCGCCCCCCCACUCUCACACGUUCACUCAGGUUUGUCGACGGUGGAGUGGCUGGCUGCCUUAUGUCCCAGGGUGCCCUCAUGUCUGUGUUAGCUUCUGGCUCUCCCUUUUAGUUAUGCUGUCAUAGCUAGUCUUGUCGGAGUCCCUGCUUGCACUCUGCAUGCAAAGUACAUCAUGCUUAACCAUUAGAGGACAAAAGCUCACCUAACAAUCUCUUCCUUUCUCUCCAUCUCUCUCUCUCCCUGACUCUCUGUCGAGCUACACGUGCUACUUCUGAGAUGCAAGUGAUGCCAGUGAUCCUGACCCCUUCUGCUCCUCCUCGCUGCCUGACCCAUCCUGAUGCCCUACUUCUGGUUGGAGUUCUCAUCGGUUGAGUUCGCUCGCUGCUGCUGGGGGUGGCCCCAUAUGGACUGCGUGAAGAACUGUUUGGAUUGCUGGGGAUGGCGCCACCUGGGGGCUGUGGAGAUGGCAUGGGGAUCACAUAUGGGGAGCUGUACUGUAAUGGCUUGGGACUGCGAUUGCUGUAGUGGCUUUGGGGCUGCGGUUGCCACGAGCAGCUUCGUACUCAGGACUCCAUCAGUGGACAGUGGAUAGAUUUUAACCAGCCGGACUUCUUGCGAAAACUGUGAUGAAUUUAUUGGUUGCACAAUUGCACUAUUUGUCCUCAUAGUACACAAUAAUAGAAGGGAUUUAUUUAUAAUCGCACUAUCCGUUGUUACCCAGAUGAGGAUGGCUUCCCUUUUGAGCCUGGUUCCUCUCAAGGUUUCUUCCUGAUAACAUCUCGGGGAGUCUUUCCUUGCCACCGUCACCACUGGCUUGCUCAUUAGGGAUAAAUUCACAAUGAUGAAUUCAAAUAUUUGCAAUAUAUUUUUGUGAAUCCAUUUAUUUCUGUAAAGCUGCUUUGUGACAAUGUCCAUUGUUAAAAGCGCUAUACAAAUAAAAUUGAAUUGAAUUGAAUUGAAUUUAAUGAUGCUCUAAUUUAAAUGCCAAUCUUUGUCAUUUGGCACCAGUCCAACAAAAAAUGUCACUAGAGGAGUGUCGAAUAACAUGGUGAGCUUAUACACACUUUAAUUUUCGACAUUAAAAUGUAGCUUCUUACAUAAAUCUCAGGAGCUGUUGUGCAAACCUGCAUUUCAUGCUAGUCAUGUGACAUGUACACUGUCUUUUAGAUAAAUAAAUUGGCCUGGCGCAGAGACACAUUUACUGAUGCUAUGUCAGUUACCAAAAACACCUUGUAAAGGUAUGGAGAGUAUGCAUAAUGUCUAAAUGUCUACUGGUAAUUUACAUCAUUGGCAUUGGCAUUUGGAAUCUAAACUUAACAGCACAAUCUAUUUAAAAUCAAGAUAAAGGGAAUAUAACAAUAUUUUAACAAUUCAUUUUCUAUUGUGUAACAAUAUUGUAUAACAGUAUUUUAAUUUACAAGGCAACUGUAUUCAAAUUGACAGUGUACAUCAUGCCUUAUGAUGCUGGCAUAUAUUUGAAUUAAAUCUGAAAUUUUCUCUUUAAGGACAUCAUAUCAUGUCAGCUGGAAACAUGACAUUUGUGAAGGACUUUUUCAUUGUUGGUUUUCCUGGACUUCAUCCUAAGUACUAUGUCCUUGUAUCUACAGUUAUGUUCUUAGUUUAUGUGUGCACUUUAAUAGGGAAUGGAAUUUUUCUUCUUUUGUUUGCAACAAACAAAAGUCUCCAUAAACCCAUGUAUUAUAUUUAUAUAAGUCUUGUGUUGUCUGAUGUGUUGUUCAGUACAAGCACCUUGCCAAAGAUCAUUGCUAGAUAUUGGUUCCAAGAUGGGACCAUUUCUUUUGCAGCUUGUUUUUUUCAGAUGUACUUAGUGCAUUAUUUUGGUACAGUCAAUUCAUACACACUAGCCGUAAUGGCAAUAGAUCGAUAUAUAGCAAUUUGCUACCCAUUUCGUUACUAUACUAUUAUGUCAAAUAGAAAUAUAUUAAUUCUGUCCACAGCAGUCUGGAUUUUUGCUCAUUCUAGCAUUAUAAUGAUGGUUGUUCGGGCUUACCCCCUCCCUUAUUGUGGAGCCAACACCAUUUUACAUUGCUAUUGUGAUCAUGUAUCUAUUACCCGACUUGCAUGCACUGACAGGACUCCAUAUAGUUUUCCGGCUUUUGUUUAUGCCAUGGUAGUAUUGCUGGGAUCUCUUGCCAUUAUUGUGGUCUCAUAUUCCUUCAUUAUUUUAGCUGUCCUACAAAUAUCAAGUACACAGGGGCGGCUAAAGACUUUCUCUACAUGUAGUUCUCAACUCAUUAUAAUUGCACUCUUUUUCUUACCAAGGUGUUUUAAUUACUUGGCUGCCUAUGUAGGUAUCCUAUUUAAUGCUGAUUUGCAAAUAGCCCUCAUCAUGCUGUAUAGCCUUUUACCUCCAAUGAUAAAUCCUUUACUGUAUAGUCUAAAAACAGAAGAAGUUAAGAAGAUCUUUAUAAGAAAAUUUAAAAAAGGUGAAGUUAGCUUGACCUAAUUUGUCAGAUCUUGAAAUAUAUUAUUAUACAUAUGGACUGUGCUAUUAUGUUCCUGUGUUUGUAUUGCAAUUACAUCUACACAUGAUGUCUGACUUCAGCAGAUUGUAAUCAAAAGUUGAAUGAUUUGAGUACUGAGAAGAAAUCCCAAAAUCUGUUAACACAUAUAUAUCAAUGGCUACUUUGAAAUGGGCAGGUAAAGAAACACAGUGUCUUGUCAUGAUCAUACAACAAAGGAUUGAAUCUCAAAGGUUGGAUUUAUUUUGCACAAGGUGGACAAGGCCUAGUAUUUUCCAUGCUUUAACAUACCUAAUUCAAUUUACUCUAAGCAUGAAAAUAAACUUU